AUGCUGUCCGCUUUGGACUCUUUUGGUGCAGGAUGUUUGAUUCUUGGAGGGGAUUUCAACCUUACUUUGCAACCUAGGUUGGACUCGUCCAAGGGAACAUCUUCACUCCCGUAUUCCGCCAUCAAUUUGACACAUAAGGCUCUUCGACGAACCCAACUGAUUGAUACUUGGAGAUAUCUGUAUCCCAAGGAUCGUAAAGAUGAUACUAAUUGUAGUAGCUAUCGUCCCAUCUCUCUCCUCAAUCAAGAUUUGAAAUUGUUCACCAAAAUUCUGGCCCAGCGUUUACGACCAAUUCUCCCUAUGAUUGUCCAUCGAGAUCAGGUAGGCUUUGUUUUCAAUCGAGAAGCCAAGGAAAACACUUAUAAAGUUCUCAAUUGGAUUGAAUGGCUUCGAGUGCAAGGCAGGCCUUCUCUGCUUCUCUCGACAGAUGCAGAGAAGGCCUUUGAUAGAGAUCUGUUUUUGUUGCCCUUUUCAGUCCUACAGGCCCUACAGGCUGAUCUGAGGGAAAAGUUAUUUGGGCAGCACUUGGCUCAGGAGGUGAUAUAUCGAGCUGUGUCUGGUUUAAUGAGCAACAAGGAUCCUAAGAAGCCACUGGUCCUGUCUCUGCACGGAUGGACGGGAACCGGCAAGAGCUUUCUCAGCAAAAUCAUUGCAGAUAAUAUAUACAAGCUUGAUGCAAAGAGUAAAUGUGUCCAUCUCUUUAGUGCUACUGAUUUCCUUCAUGAGCACCUGGUUCCACAGUACAAUGAGCAACUGAGGUCGUGGAUCCGUGGUAAUGUCCAUCAGUGUCCACCCUCCUUAUUUAUAUUUGAUCAGAUGGACAAGAUGCAUCCGGAGCUUAUAGAUGUCCUCAAACCCUUCCUGGAUACGAAUGACUGGUUAAAUAUUAGGCAUUCUAUCUUUAUUUUCCUCAGCAAUGCCGGAGGGGAACUGAUUACCCCCAAGGUGCUGGAGUUUUGGCAGGCAGGGAAGAACAGGGAGGAUCUUCAGUUAAAGGACUUGGAGGAUGCACUGUCUGUUGGGGAAUUUUACAACCAAAGCAGUAUAUUUUGGCACAGCAGCCUCAUCAACUUCAUCGAUUUCUUCGUUCCCUUUCUGCCGCUGCAGUUCAGGCAUAUAAAGAAGUGCGUCAUCACAGAAAUUCAGCGCCGAGGCAAGCCAAUAGAUACGGAACUGGCAGGGAAAGUGGCUAAGGAUAUGACUUACUUCCCAGACGAUAAGAGUGUGUUGUCUGUUAAAGGGUGUCAUACGGUACCUGCCAAAUUAGACUUUUAUCUCUGACUUCUAUCAGAGGAUAAUGCCAUAGGUCUGCCUUAAAGUGAUACUGACAUGUUCCUA
This is a messenger RNA of Xenopus laevis (African clawed frog), 1338 nucleotides long. RefSeq names its product torsin family 1, member B gene 2 L homeolog (gene tor1b.2.L). NCBI's taxonomy places the organism in Eukaryota, Metazoa, Chordata, Amphibia, Anura, Pipidae. The record is from RefSeq and is a predicted model, not a curated record. The transcript has 6 exons. The coding region runs from base 1 to 1281 and encodes 426 amino acids.